Messenger RNA from Daucus carota subsp. sativus, 1541 nucleotides. RefSeq lists its product as uncharacterized. The record is from RefSeq and is a predicted model, not a curated record. Lineage: Eukaryota; Viridiplantae; Streptophyta; Magnoliopsida; Apiales; Apiaceae. The coding region runs from base 70 to 804 and encodes 244 amino acids. The transcript has 3 exons.
CCCUGCGUUUGAUAUGUGCAUAUCAGUUUAUAUGUGCAUAUGCUUGUCAGGAUUGGAGUUGCAGGUUGAAUGAGUCAGCUCUCAAACCUGGAACAUCUUUAUCUUAGUAGUUGUGGUUAUCUAUUGUCCGUAGGAGAACUUCCUCCGAAUCUGAAGGACAUUUUUGUCCAUGACUGUACAUCUCUGGAAAGAUUAAAUCUAUCCGAUUUGAAACUGUUGCGGGAGUUGCAACUCACAAAUUGCAGUGCUUUGACAGAGCUUUUAGGCCUGGAGGAACUCACUUCUUUAGGCCAUCUGUUUUUGGGAGGUUGCCGCCGUUCUCAACUGACACAUACUUUAACAAAGCCAUUGUUCCAGAUGUACUCUGGUUUUGAGAAAAUUAUUGAUAUUUCGCUUGGGGCAGAAGAGUUUCCAGAUUGGAUUAUUCAAUCAAGUGUAGAAUGGUCAGCUGAGGAUCACAUUUCAGAUGGAGACGCGUCAUCUUCGGUGAAUUUGCAACCAAACUUGGCACACAGUUACUUGGGGAUGAUUCUCUGCUUUGACAAUCAUGCCUUUUAUUCUGUUAUGACUACUGCAAGUAAUAUAUUCGAGAGCCAUAUAGAUUCAUCAGGUAUUGUAAUAGUUCCAAGAUCAAUCUUUACGGUCACAGAUACCGAUCAUACAAUCACAUUUGCAUCAAGAGCACGAAGACAUUGGAUUCAUCUACUGUACAAAAACGAGGAUAACAGCAUCACUCUCAAUGUUGCAGAUGAAGAAAACACCCCCUCUAGAGGAAGCAGGAAAAGAGGAAGAGGAGAAAGAUAAAUUUUUUUAAUUGGAUUUGGAGUUGUAAGGUAAAGAUCAAAUCCCUAUAAUUCUAUGUAAAAGUUAUCAUAUUUUGUAUAGGAUUUAGAAUUCAUAGUUCUUGUGUUUUAUUAUAAUUUUGGAUUUGGAGAUGAAGAUGACGGUGUUUUAAUAAUUGAUGACCAAGACGAAGACGGUGGAAUGUUGGAGCGUGUGACAGAGGAUGAUACGGUAUAUGAAUCAUUUAGCAGUCUGGCUUCCUUUCGGUUGCAACUAAUCCUGUAAAAAAUAUUAUAAGCUUCUUGCAAGUAGCAUACUCUACGGAUUAUGUAUAUAAAACGAGGGACCUGGCUGAAAGAAAUUACAGACUUGAUGCUUAUGGUAAGACAAUGAUAAGUCAUAGUUUCAAGGAGGCUGUUAAAUGGCUAGACGCUAACAAGAAUGCUGAAGUUCAUGAGUACGAGUACAAGAGAAGCAGCAGUUUAAAGAAGUCUGCAAUCGAUUCAGUGUUUCUGGUAGUUAAGGAAUUAAGAUUGAUGAAGUUUAAUAAGCUUCACAGGCUUAAAUUGUUCACUGUGUCGUGAUUUUCAAGACUUGAAUUGUUUGGGCAAGCUGAAGUUACUGUUUCCAUCAUUCUAUAGUAUAGUUUUCAGAGAUCGGUAUCUCGUUCUUGUUAGAAUCGUACAAAAUUUUGCUUCAUUUUUAAAUCUUGUUUAUCUUGAUCCCAUUAUCACAAUAUUUUUGAUUAAUGCAUCAUA